Messenger RNA from Loa loa (African eye worm), 1410 nucleotides. RefSeq lists its product as hypothetical. The transcript has 8 exons. Gene Ontology annotation, molecular function: transmembrane transporter activity. Gene Ontology annotation, cellular component: plasma membrane. The record is from RefSeq and is a predicted model, not a curated record. NCBI's taxonomy places the organism in Eukaryota, Metazoa, Nematoda, Chromadorea, Rhabditida, Onchocercidae. Gene Ontology annotation, biological process: magnesium ion homeostasis; transport. Bases 1 to 1410 code for a protein of 469 amino acids.
AUGAAUGAAACCGCUAAUCCGAUCUUGUAUGGCAUGAGGAUCGAACGGAGACUAGAUGAUGAUUAUUUCAAUUUUGUGACUCGAUUGGCUCAAAAUCAAGCGAAACAACGAGUGACUGUUUUCGGUGAGCAUCUAUUAAACGUCAGUCGGUUUUGGUUUUCCGUCGAUUUCACCUGUGCACCGGAAAAGAUGAUUCAUUCAGCGUAUUUAAAUGUAGAAAUUGAACGACGAAUAGAUGAUCGCAUGCUGCAGUGUACUGUGAAUACCUUAGGUUCAGGUAUAACCCGCCCAAUGCAAUUAUGCGUUGAGCCACCGCAGCUAAUGCCUGAACCUAUCGUUGAAAAUACAGAAUUUACACAGAUUAUUUUGGAAGAACCGGUAACUCAUUUGUUUCCUGUUUACAUCCAAAUAAUGUUAAUUGGUAUGUGUGCCACGUUAAGUGCCAUAUUCUCGGGCCUUACUACUGGUUUGAUGGCACUAAGUACCGAUGAUCUUAAGUUAAUAGCGGAAGGUAGUGAAGAUAAAAAAGAACGUGAAUAUGCUUCUAAUAUUUUGCCAUUACGUGCUCACGGCAAUUUCUUACUUUGUUCAAUUGUACUGGGUAAUACUACUUGCAACAUAUUGGUCACAUUGCUUAUUAGCGAUAUAUCUGAAUCAAUUGCACUAUCGUUGGUAAUACCCAUAGCUAUAAUCACUCUUCUUGGAGAUAUUGUUCCGCAAGCUGUAUGUGCACGCCAUGCUUUGUUUAUUGGUAGCCGAACACGCUACCUGACAAUAUUUUUCAUGGUACUUUCUGCACCUAUUUCAUACCCCUUUUCACUUGCUCUCGAUUGGUUGCUUGGUAGAGAGGGUCGAGACGUGUAUGAUCGAAAAACCCUUCGUGUAUUGAUUACUAUGCAAAGAGAUUUAACCAAAGAAAAAUUAAGCAAUCAGAUGGAUGGUGAAACAACGGAUUUGGUGCUAGCAGCUUUCGACUUACCAGAAAAGAUAGUCAAAUCAAUAAUGACUCCUAUCGAUAAGAUCUUCAUGCUAUCUGAUCAAAGUGUUAUCGAUAAAACGCUUUUGAAAGCUAUCUCCGCCAAAGGUCGCACUAGAAUUCCAAUCUACAGUGGCAAUGAUCGCAAUACGAUUAUGGCCAUAUUAAAUAUGAAAGAUUUGCUGCCAUUUUGCAAAACAAGUUUCUUAAAAGUUGGUACAGUCGUGCAACUGUGGAAGCGUAGCAAUCAAUUCCGCUUCAUUAUUGAUAGCAUGCCAGUUUUGCAAUUACUCAUCGAAAUGAGGACUGGGAUACAUAUCGCCAUGGUGGUUACUUACGAUGAGCAAAAACGAGACUAUAUUGUUCAGGGACUUGUCACUCUUGAAGAUCUCGUCGAAGAGGUUACUAUUUGCAGAUUUGACAAUGUUCGGUAA